GCUGGAGCCGGAGAUCCAUCCGAGCCUCCUGUGCUGCGAUUGCUCCAUUAUACAGCGCAGAUCGCAGAGGAAACUGCAGGGAGACAGUCACCGUCUCUCUAUGAAAAGGAAUCUCCUCAGAGCACAAUGUACCGUUAAGCAGACAAUCGGAGCUCACUUUACUCUUCCUUAGCGCGGAUUUACUUCAGCCUGAUGGGAUUUCCAAACAACUAACCUAAUCAAAAUAAAGCAAGAGAGGAGAGAGUAAAGCUGACAGAGGCUGGGAUGGAAAUCAGAGAGCCGGGCCAGGCAGUCACACGGCAGGUACUGCUGAUUCUCUUCCUAUUCGCUUUGUUUUGCCGGGCGGUCUCGGAGCAGACUCGUUAUUCGAUUCCCGAGGAAAUGGCGAAAGGUUCCCUAGUGGGGAAUCUCGCCAAGGAUUUGGGGCUGAGCGUGAGAGAACUGCCCAACCGGAAACUCCGUGUUGUCUCUGCAGCUAAAAAGCAAUACUUCAGCGUGAAUGGGGAAAGUGGCAACGUCUAUGUGAAUGGCAGGAUAGACCGGGAGGAGAUAUGCGGGACAUCUCAACUCUGCGUCAUAAAUUUCGAAACUGUGCUGGAAAAUCCCUUGAAUGUUUUCCACAUAAGUGUCGGGGUCCAGGACAUUAAUGAUAAUGGCCCGCGUUUUGUAAAAGAUAAUAUCAAACUAGAGAUGAGUGAAUCUACUUUACCAGGUGCCCGUUUUCUCCUGGGAAAUGCUGAAGAUCCUGACGUCGGGAUGAAUUCUCUGCAGAGUUAUCAGCUGAGCCCCAAUCAGUAUUUUAUCCUGGAAGUCAAAGAGAGCCGGGAUGACAAUAAAUAUGCAGAUUUAGUGCUGCAGAAACCCCUGGAUCGAGAAAGCCAGCGCAGCCUUCACUUGAUUCUCACGGCUGUGGAUGGGGGAGAGCCGCAGAGAACUGGGACCGCCCAGAUAUGGAUUAAUGUCACCGACGCCAAUGACAACCCCCCCGUCUUCACUCAGGAGCUCUACAAAGUCAGCCUGAGGGAAAAUGCACCGUCGGGCUCCUUAGUGCUUCAGGUUAAAGCCACCGACAACGAUGAAGGUUCAAAUGCCCAGAUCAACUACGUCUUCAGCAACAUUCCAGAAAAGGCCCGUCAGAAAUUCAGUCUGGACCCAGAAACCGGGAAAAUUACAGUAAAGGAGCCUUUGGACUUUGAGGAGACACGUGACUACACCCUGCUAGUAGAAGCAAAGGACGGAGGUGGACUAGUGACACACUGCAAAGUGGAGAUCGAGGUUCUUGAUGAGAACGACAAUGCCCCGGAGGUGACACUCGCAUCCCUGGCCACCCCCAUCCCCGAAGACUCAGUGCCGGGGACAGUGAUAGCUCUGAUCAAUGUAAUCGAUCAAGAUUCUGGAGAUAACGGGAUUGUGUUUUGUCAUUUCCAAGACGAGCUGCCGUUUAAAAUAAUAUCCUCCUCCAAUAACUACUACAAGCUCCUCACAGACAGCCCCCUGGACAGGGAAAGGACCCCGGAGUACAAUAUCACAAUCACAGCCACAGACAAAGGCUCUCCCCCCUUCUCCACACAGAAAACCAUCCUGUUGCAGAUCUCAGAUAUAAAUGACAACGCCCCUGCCUUUGAGAAACCUUCCUACACCGCCUAUGUGCCAGAGAACAAUCCCCCGGGGGCCUCUAUUUUCAGUGUAAAAGCCUCAGACCGGGAUCUGGACCUGAACGCCCGAGUCACUUACUCCAUCCUGAGCAGCAACCUCCAGGAGGUGCCUCUCUCCUCCUACAUCUCCAUUAACUCCCAGACCGGAGCUAUCUAUGCCCAGCGCUCCUUCGACUACGAGCAAUUCCGGGAGUUUGAAAUGCAAGUGAAGGCCCAAGACGGCGGGUCCCCGCCUCUCAGCAGCAAUGUCACCGUCAGGGUGUUUAUUCUGGAUCAGAAUGAUAACGCCCCUCACAUCCUGUACCCUUCCCUGGGAGCCGAUGGCUCCGCCUUGUUCGAGAUGGUCCCUCGCUCGGCCGAGGCAGGUUAUCUGAUGACUAAGGUGGUGGCGGUGGAUGCUGACUCAGGGCACAAUGCCUGGCUCUCCUACCAUCUGCUCCAGGCCACGGAACCGACGCUCUUCAGCAUGGGGCUGCACACCGGGGAGAUCCGGACAGCCCGCGCCUUUGCGGACAGAGAUGCUGUGAAGCACAGGCUGGUCACCCUGGUGAAGGACAACGGGCAGCCGCCUCUGUCAGCCACAGUGACUCUCAACCUGGUGUUUGCCGAGAACUUCCAAGAGGCCCUUCCGGAAAUGAGCGACCAAUCGGGUGACUCGGAAUCUCAGUCUGGCUUUACUAUUAUUUUGGUGGUAGCUCUAGCUUUGAUUUCGUUUUUAUUCCUUUUUACAGCUAUAUCGGUUUUAAUUUUUAAAUGUCGGAGACCUAGAACUCCCCCAGUUUUUGGAUCUUACAAUCCGGAUCUGUAUUCUAGUCUUGGUCCCAAAUUCUCCUGCAGCUACAGCAAUGGGACCUUGCAGUUGCCCUAUUCUUACGAGGUGUGCAUAGCUGCCGAUUCCGGGCAGAACGAGUUCACCUUUCUCAAAGCGGGCGAAAAGGCUUUGACCGAUGUUCUCCUUUCUGUUGAGGAUUCUGGCAUGGGGAAUGAGUCUGGCAGGGGUAACCUCAGCUCUGACAGCCAGGCACAGGUGUCCUCAAAGUAA
Molecule: messenger RNA, 2697 nt
Organism: Mauremys reevesii (Reeves's turtle)
Lineage: Eukaryota; Metazoa; Chordata; Testudines; Geoemydidae
Product: protocadherin gamma-B5-like
Exons: 2
Coding region: 265-2697 (810 amino acids)
Biological process (GO): homophilic cell-cell adhesion
Cellular component (GO): plasma membrane
Molecular function (GO): calcium ion binding
Source: RefSeq, a predicted model, not a curated record